AUGAUUACGAGACAAUGUGUCGGGAGGAAUUUCAUUCCCCAGACUCGCAGAUGGGCCUCUCAUAUGAAUGUUGAGAGUGAUAACAAUUCGCACAUCUUUGACAGUGAGUGGACUCAAGAGAAAAAUCCUACGCCCUAUAGCGUAUUUGGUUUUAGAGAAUCUUGUGGAGUUGAUCGUAAACAGCUAAAGAAACGAUAUCAUGGGUUCGCCAAGCUUUAUCACCCUGAUAUAUCUGAUAGUUUAAGAAUAACGAGAUCACCCAGCCCUGACGAUUCAAUAUCAUCCGAGGAGAAAUUGCAAAGGUUCAGAAUGGUCACUAAUGCUUAUGAAAUUCUAAACGACGAUAGUAAGAAAAGGUUAUACGACCAUACACAUUCCGGUUGGUCGUACGGUCCUCAAGGCUCUCGUGCGACUAACAAUGGAUUUCAACAGGGUAAUUCUCACGGUUAUAAAUCUAAUGCUACGUAUGCAUAUUACAAUGCGGGCACCUGGGAAGAUUUAAACGAUUUAGGCAAGGAGGACAGAGCAAAAUUAGAUCCCUGGACCCUUCUUCUUUGGGUUUGUGGCCUUGCAAUAUGCUUUGAGGGGACGUCGCUAUUGAGCCGACUGGAAGAUACAAUUGUAGGUAAGCAUUUUACGCAGGAACAGACGGAGAAUGACUUGGUACAAUCGAGAAUAAAUUAUGGGUUAGAGACCGACAAGUUCAACAGAUUACGUAGGUUUCUUUGGUUUAGAGCCUUUGGUCUCUACAGAUCAAAGGAUGAACUAGAUAGGGAGGCAAUCAAAAACGAACGGAUGGUACAAAAUCUGAAGAACAAGGAAAGGGAACGUCGGGAUCAGGAAUAA
Molecule: messenger RNA, 846 nt
Organism: Zygosaccharomyces rouxii
Lineage: Eukaryota; Fungi; Ascomycota; Saccharomycetes; Saccharomycetales; Saccharomycetaceae
Gene: JID1
Product: Jid1p
Exons: 1
Coding region: 1-846 (281 amino acids)
Source: RefSeq, a predicted model, not a curated record